CCCCCUUCCGGGUCCUGCCCGGGUGAUGCUGGGCCAGGAGCUUUGUGUACACCCCUCCACUUCAGCUGAGCCAGGGCAUGUCUGCAGCCCGGGCCAGGGUGCAGCGUGUGCCCUGGGGGCCCAGGCCUGCAUGGCUCCUCUGGGUAAGGGGGUUGGAGGCACCCCCAAGGAUGGUCCCUUAGGGUGAUGUUUUGGCUUUGGGGUGACUUCAGCAAUGUCCCUGAGAGACAAGGGCGGGGAAGAAGAAUGUUUUGAAUACGACUGCCAGGAUGAAGAGAGGAAGCCCACCCACAGGCAGCAUGACACUCAGGACCUCUUGGAAGAGGUGCUAUUUUAAUGUGCCGAAAGAGUUGGCCAGAAUCGACUCAAGACAUAUAAUCGACAUAAUGCUGCAGCUCGGCUUCUUGAGGAGAAAGAGCGGGAUUUAGAAUUGGCCGCUCGCAUCGGCCAGUCGUUAUUGAAGAAAAACAAGACCCUAACCGAGAGGAACGAGCUGCUGGAGGAGCAGGUGGAACACAUCAGGGAGGAGGUGUCUCAGCUCCGGCAUGAGCUGUCCAUGAAGGAUGAGCUGCUUCAGUUCUACACCAGCGCUGCAGAGGAGAGCGAGCCCGAGUCCGUGUGCUCAACCCCGUUGAAGAGGAAUGAGUCGUCCUCCUCAGUCCAGAAUUACUUUCAUUUGGAUUCCCUUCAAAAGAAGCUGAAAGACCUUGAAGAGGAGAAUGUUGUACUUCGAUCCGAGGCCAGCCAGCUGAAGACAGAGACCAUCACCUAUGAGGAGAAGGAGCAGCAGCUGGUCAACGACUGCGUGAAGGAGCUGAGGGAUGCCAAUGUCCAGAUUGCUAGUAUCUCAGAGGAAUUGGCCAAGAAGACGGAAGAUGCCGCCCGCCAGCAAGAGGAGAUCACACACCUGCUAUCGCAAAUCGUUGAUUUGCAGAAAAAGGCGAAAGCUUGUGCAGUUGAAAAUGAAGAACUCGUCCAGCAUCUGGGGGCUGCUAAGGAUGCCCAGCGGCAGCUCACGGCCGAGCUGCGUGAGCUGGAGGACAAGUAUGCAGAGUGCAUGGAGAUGCUACAUGAGGCGCAGGAGGAGCUGAAGAACCUCCGGAACAAAACCAUGCCCAAUACCACAUCUCGGCGCUACCACUCGCUGGGCCUGUUUCCCAUGGACUCCUUGGCAGCAGAGAUUGAGGGAACAAUGCGCAAGGAGCUGCAGUUGGAAGAGGCCGAGUCUCCAGACAUCACUCACCAGAAGCGUGUCUUUGAGACAGUAAGAAACAUCAACCAGGUCGUCAAGCAGAGAUCUCUGACCCCUUCUCCUAUGAACAUUCCUGGCUCCAACCAGUCCUCGGCCAUGAACUCCCUCCUGUCCAGCUGUGUCAGCACGCCCCGGUCCAGCUUCUACGGCAGCGACAUAGGUAAUGUCGUCCUCGACAACAAGACCAACAGCAUCAUUCUGGAAACAGAGGCAGCCGACCUGGGAAAUGAUGAGCGGAGUAAGAAGCUGGGGACGCCGGGCACCCCAGGCUCCCACGACCUGGAGACAGCGCUGAGGCGGCUGUCCCUGCGCCGGGAGAACUACCUCUCCGAGAGGAGGUUCUUUGAGGAGGAGCAAGAGAGGAAGCUCCAGGAGCUGGCGGAGAAGGGCGAGCUGCGCAGCGGCUCCCUCACACCCACUGAGAGCAUCAUGUCCCUGGGCACGCACUCCCGCUUCUCCGAGUUCACCGGCUUCUCCGGCAUGUCCUUCAGCAGCCGCUCCUACCUGCCCGAGAAGCUCCAGAUCGUGAAGCCGCUGGAAGGUUCUGCCACCCUUCACCACUGGCAGCAGUUGGCCCAGCCUCACCUUGGGGGCAUCCUGGACCCCCGGCCUGGUGUGGUCACCAAGGGCUUCCGGACACUGGAUGUUGACCUGGACGAAGUGUACUGCCUUAACGACUUUGAAGAAGAUGACACAGGUGACCACAUUUCUCUCCCGCGCCUAGCUACCUCCACGCCAGUUCAGCACCCAGAGACCUCAGGUGAGAGGUCCCGAGCCCGUGUGACUGUCUCAGGCAGCAGAAGUUACCCGAGCCGGCCUCAGGCUUCCCCAGAGGAGAUGCAGGAGCCAGCGGCCACGGAGGAGGAGGAGGAGGAGGAGGGGUCUGGUGAGGGCACCACGAUAAGUCCUGUAAACUUGGCACCUUUCCCGGAGGCAGAGUUUUGGGCCAUUCUCACCUCUGUUCCGGGCACCAUCCGUAGUGGCUCUCUGUCUGUAGCUUCCGCUCGUCUGUGUGGGUGAUGAUGAAAGCAUUCUCAUUGCACAGUACUGUUUUUAAAUACACAGUCUGAUGACUCCUAUUUGUAACAAUGGGUGUGGCUCCCCUGCCCAUCUUGGAGGUGCAUGGCCCAGCAGGGAUCGUAAAGUGGGAGCAGGAAAGGCUGCUAAAAAAAAACAUCAGGGGCCCCUGAAAAACAUCAGUGCCCUUCUUCCUGGUCUGGGUGUCUCCCUGAGUCUAAGGGGAAGAUUCUCAAGUGCCCUGGUGAUUUCCAAGUGGAGCUGAGCAAUUUUAGGGAAAUUGAGUGCUGGGUCGUUCAGAAGGCAAAUGAGAUCAUCUGUUACCUGUAUGCUGUAUUAAAAUAGAAAGAACCAGGAAAGGUUCAGGAUUUCAGACACUUCAUCAGCCUUUUCACUUUCCCAACUUCAAUGGAGGUGUAUAUGUCAUUUUCUUUUCAGCUUACACAUGUGUUCAAAGUGGAUUUUUAUAAAGUGUUUUAGCAAUACUCCUUAACCAAAUAAACCUUUGGAGAAUGUCACUGAGCUUUUCCAGAGAGAAGACCCUAGAUGAAGCUGGAAAAGAGCUCUGGCUGACUCCACCCACUGCACCCAAGCAUUAAAGGUGUGGCCAUGAGUUUACAGAAUUACCCACAUCCCAGUUGCCACUGGGAUGAAAAGCUUUGUGCUCAGAGCCCUGGGAAUCAUGGGAUCACAUGGUUACUGUUUAUCCCAACAGCAUGCUCUGCCUAGACUGGACCUUCCAGCCCCUUGUGUUGGGAAGACAAAGCUUUUGUGGAGUCAGGGGAGAGACUGAGAAAAAAAUGAAUUAACCCUGUGUUGUCAUUCUCAUGACAUUCCCGAGGAUUCACUAGGUUUGAAGCAAGGACAUUCAUCUUUGUGAUUCGUAAUUUUCAUUUUUGAAGGCCACAACACUCCCCUUGACAUACAGGGCAGGAAAGAGCUGAGGUUCUUCCAUUCCCCUGGCGAAUUUCAAACAGCUGUGGUCAAGGGAUUUUAUUUGGGAUCAACUUUUCCUUUUUUCCUUGAUGUUAAUUUUAGAGAAGUCAUCAAGUCAUGUGAUUUGUUUAGUACCUAGGUUUGUUUAUGAUUUGGUUUUUUUUAAAAGCAGUUAAAUUACUAGAUUAAGCUUGUGAGGGAAUGAAAAUGUUUUUUUAUUUCGUAUCUACACACUUGAGAAAGGGAAACCAGCUGCGGUACUGUCCCAGUUUUGUCAUCAGCACCCGUGGCCAUCAGGAAGGCAGGUGUUGGUGCAGGAACAUGAUGCCUGGCUGGUUUUUGUGGCUGCAGGGGUAGGCCCCAUGCCGAUUGCCGAUUGGGAUACUCCCCUACAACCUUACAGGUAGAAUAGAAGGUGAGUUCUGGAAGUGCAAAGAAGCACCUUUAGGUGUACCUUCUAGAAGUUGUACAGAAGGACUAAAGCUUAUCAAGUCAACAAAGAACUUAUCUUGGAGGACAGAGAGAGAGAAGGGACCAAUAAUGAGGACUGGGGACAUCCUGACCACUCUCCUUAACAUAAACACUGACAUUUUUCUUGCUUGUUCCCUCUGUACUCAAACCUGUAGCAAAUUCAUCCUAGAAACACUAUUUGAGGAGGGGCAUGAACAUUUAUAGCUGAAACUGUAGAAAGGGUCAGGUUGGAGGUGUGUAAUAAAAAAUAAUUACCUGGAUUGCCAAAGGUAAUUUAGGAAGGGCCCGAUCAUUUAGAUGAGAAUUCUUUGGGGCUUAUUUUCUGGGUGAGGUUCAUCUUUAAAAACUGGCUUCAGAGGGGAGAGGGGUGAACAAUGAAUUGGCUCUGUUUUCUCUAUUGGGAAUUACAGGACCAUUUUGAUUCUCAGAAUUUAAAAAGCAUAUCAUCAUCCUGGAGGUCCCAGUUAGCUCUCUGCCUGCCAUCAUGGAGACACAGGCAGACAGAUAAGCUUUAUGGGGAAGGCUUGGGGCAUCCUUUGUCUUGGGAUAUGUAUCCAUGGUGUCUCGUCCCUGCCUUUUAAUCCGUCCUGUAUGCUUGGGCUUUUCUGUUGCCAAACAGCACUAUCCCAGGAACUGCUGUCUGCCUGGGGAAACUCAGUAGGGAGGCACUUUGGAGACAGAAGGUGAUGAACCUUUUUAUGUGCAGCUGGUGUGAUAGAAGGAAACUGGGAAGACUUGUACGCUAGGCAGUUUUGUCCAGAGCCUGCUGUCCCAUGGAGAAAAACUUUUAAGCACUGAAAAAAUUUGAUUAAUGUAUUUAAAUGUAUUAUUUGAAGCAUCAUUCACUUGUUGAUUUUUAUAAUCCCAUGUCUUAAAAAGGAUGAUUCCAUGUUAUUGUAUUGUAAAUAAUUUAGAUGAUUAAAAUGGAUUGUUUAAAAAGU
Molecule: messenger RNA, 4617 nt
Organism: Cercocebus atys (sooty mangabey)
Lineage: Eukaryota; Metazoa; Chordata; Mammalia; Primates; Cercopithecidae
Gene: TRAK1
Product: trafficking protein, kinesin binding 1
Exons: 14
Biological process (GO): anterograde axonal transport of mitochondrion; endosome to lysosome transport; neurogenesis
Cellular component (GO): dendrite
Molecular function (GO): GABA receptor binding
Source: RefSeq, a predicted model, not a curated record